Molecule: messenger RNA, 2166 nt
Organism: Epinephelus moara (kelp grouper)
Lineage: Eukaryota; Metazoa; Chordata; Actinopteri; Perciformes; Serranidae
Gene: sox1a
Product: SRY-box transcription factor 1a
Exons: 3
Coding region: 329-1192 (287 amino acids)
Biological process (GO): cell differentiation; regulation of DNA-templated transcription; anatomical structure morphogenesis
Molecular function (GO): DNA-binding transcription factor activity, RNA polymerase II-specific; RNA polymerase II cis-regulatory region sequence-specific DNA binding
Source: RefSeq, a predicted model, not a curated record
AUUGGCCGCUUGUGGCUCAUUUAACCGCUGUCAGUGCGCAUCAUAUGGCCGCCGCUUUAACCAACUUCUCAACUCCGACAGGGAAAGUGGCUCAAAUGCGCAUUCUAUCACAGUGGAUGUGAACCAACCCAGGCGAAGACAGCGUGAAAUACUGGUUGGAGAACAUUUUAUAUCCCUUUUCGGAUUAAUUUUCAUCUCACAUUUGAAUCAUUUGGGGGUUUAGCAUAUUAAUUUUGUAACCCAGUCAUCCUGUGCGCACCCGAUCUUGUGCGCGCCUCUCUUGAAGUAGACUUUUUCUCUGUUGGUGGCGAAGUUUAAAACCAGGUGAAUGUAUAGCAUGAUGAUGGAAACUGACCUUCAUUCCCCGGGUCCCCAAACGAACACGACCACGGGGCAAACGGGGCCGAACAGCGCGUCCAAAGCGAAUCAGGAGCGCGUGAAGAGACCGAUGAACGCUUUCAUGGUGUGGUCCCGUGGGCAGCGGAGAAAGAUGGCACAGGAGAACCCCAAAAUGCACAACUCUGAGAUCAGCAAACGGCUGGGCGCCGAGUGGAAGGUGAUGUCCGAGGCUGAGAAGCGCCCUUUCAUCGAUGAGGCGAAACGGUUGCGAGCCAUGCACAUGAAGGAGCAUCCGGAUUACAAGUACCGGCCAAGACGGAAGACCAAGACGCUGCUGAAAAAGGACAAAUAUUCCCUUGCCGGUGGACUGCUUUCUGGGCCCAGUGGGGGCGGUGGAGUUGGUUUAGGGGUCGGAAUGAGUUCAUCCGGGGUCGGGCAGAGGUUAGAGAGCCCCGGGGGUCACGGAGGCUCCGCCAGCUCCGGCUACGCGCACAUGAACGGCUGGGCGAACGGUGCGUACUCUGGGCAGGUGGCUGCAGCCGCGGCGGCCGCGGCGAUGAUGCAGGAGGCUCAGCUAGCCUACAGCCAGCACCCGGGGAGCGGAGCGCACCACCACCACCACUCACACCACCAUCACUCACACAACCCGCAGCCCAUGCACCGCUACGACAUGACAGCCCUGCAGUACAGCCCCAUCUCGAACUCUCAGAGCUACAUGAACGCUUCUCCAUCCGGCUACGGCGGGAUCACCUACACACAGCACCAGGGCUCCGGCGUCUCCUCCUCAGCUGCCAUGGGGACGUUAGGGUCGCUGGUGAAGUCGGAGCCGAGUAUUUCUCCGUUGUUGGAAUAACAUCUGCACUGGAACUUUUUGACAAGAGCAAACUGUCCAUCAUGGCUAUCACCAGUGGACAUGGAUCACUGUGGGGCCUGUGAUUAACAGAUAGCACCUCGUCUCCUCCGCUGGCAGGCCAUCAUUACGACGAGCACUAGAAGAUAGUAGGUGCUGUGGGCGAAAAGACCUUUAGGAAAAUGUCAGGAAAAGUCAUAGCCCCCAAAUUUCCUCCAUUCACUCUUUCCCAUGUGAUGCUACCUUCUCUAAACCCCUUAAUUACGCAAACCCCUUUCUCCUACUGCCCAGUGUUUUGUAUCUAAGUACAGUGUCUGAUUUCAGAGCAUGUGGAGGUUUUAUUUCCUUUUUAUUUUAUGUGCUUACCUAAAGAUCGGCCUUUAAAACACACACACACAAAAAAAAAAAAACAACCCCAGACCUGUGUUUCACCCAUCUCAGCAGAAACAAAAAAAAUACCCAGCUCCCCUUUCCCUUUCACUGGAGCCAGCUUCACUGUCUUAAUACUCUUAGUCCCUCAGUUGGCAUGUUUUCCAAGAACCCGCUGCAUUUCCAGAUUUGUAAAAUCCGUCAAAAUGCCUGUAAUGAAUAUUUCUACAGCCUUGAGUGUGUUUAAUGUGCUGUGUGACCGGCCCCAAUAAGAAACAUGUACUGAUCUGGCACCGGGGACACAAGCUGGAAACUGUGUGAAACUGUCAUUUUUUCAUUUGAGCACAAACCUCCUUUAUUAAUGGACGCAAACAGGAAAUAAUCAUUUAUUAUUUCACGCAUAAUCAUAGGUGUCAAUUAACGUCUUUCCAGUGCAUGAAGCUACAUGUCGUGUUUAUUUCUGUUUUGAAUUUCCAAGAAACUAACAGUGCAGUUUUCUUCAUGUGAGACAGGUUCUUUGUUACACACUGUACAGUCUGUUUUACUGUUAUCUUAGCUUCUGCUGGGGAAAAAAAAGAGACUAUAAAUAAAAUCUUUGCCUCUUAUUG